Messenger RNA from Symbiodinium sp. CCMP2592, 4731 nucleotides. NCBI's taxonomy places the organism in Eukaryota, Dinophyceae, Suessiales, Symbiodiniaceae. The record is from the annotation of a GenBank genome assembly.
AUGAAUCCCGAAACGCUCACCGACUGGUGCUUGGAACGCGGUCUCCCCAAGUUCCGCGCCAAGCAGAUCAUGGAAUGGGCCUACCUCAAGGGGGUCAUCGAUCCGACGCAGAUGAGUAACCUGUCCAAUCAGGAUCGUGAGCUGCUCAACAAUGAGAUGACUUUCCUGAGCGGCCCAACGGUCGCACACCAACUCGCAACAGACGGCACACAGAAGCUGCUCAUCGAGUGGAGUGAUGAUGCGGACACCACGCCGAUCGAUGCGAGAGAAGCGGGGAUUGACCACGAAUCUCGAUUGCCGAUUCUUGGACAAGAGAUGCCGUAUUCGGACACGACGCGUCAGACUGAGUGCGUCAUGAUUCCCGCUCCAGAUUCAGACCGACGCACGGCUUGCAUCUCGACGCAGGUUGGAUGUCCGGUCGGAUGUACCUUCUGUGCAACAGGGAUCGGUGGACUCGAUGGGAAUCUAUCAUCGGGACGCAUUGUCGAGCAAGUCUGGCGCCUGAAUCAGUUGCAAGGCGUUGAUCGGAUCUCCAAUGUUGUGUUUAUGGGGAUGGGCGAGCCGCUCGCGAACUUCAAGCCGGUCGUCGAUGCGGUCCGCACGAUCGCCGCACCUUGGGGGCUCGGGAUCAGUGCUCGAAAGAUUACGAUUUCAACAGUUGGAAUGCACAAAGCAAUCGAGAAGCUCGCGAACGAACUGGAACUCCCAGUAACACUCGCGCUCUCGCUGCACGCUCCGAACGACGAACUCCGUCGCAGACUGAUUCCGUGGGCAGAGUUCACAAGCAUCGAUCAGCUCAAAGAUGCGUGCAGGAAGUGGUUUGAGAAAACGGGGCGAGAGAUCACGCUCGAAUACAUCCUCCUCGGAGGGGUAAACGAUCAGAGCGAACACGCAACGCAGCUCGCCCAAGUCUGUAAAGACUUGCGAGCGAAUGUCAACCUCAUCCGAUACAACGAGGUAGCUGGAUUGGAGUUCAAUCGACCAAGCACGGACGAUGUCCAUCGAUUCCAGUAUCUGCUCCGCGAGCAUGGCAUCAACUGCCACAUCCGCGCGAGCCGAGGACGAGACAUCGCGGCCGCGUGCGGACAGCUCCGACAUGAGCACGAGUUUCACGCGUUCACCAAGCAACAUCUUCUUGUGGUCGUAGUUUGUUUCUCGAUCAUGAUCGGAUGGUGCAUCCUCGGUCGGAUCUUGCUCGCAAAGAAUACAGAGCAAGGCAGGAAUACAGAACGCAGAAUCCGUCACGCGGUCGGAUGGUUUAUUCUGAUCUCGCAAACUUUCAUAUUCUUCCGUCGAUUUACUCCGGCGCAUUGGGACAUCGAUGAUUCGCUCCCGCUCCACAUGUGCCGAUGGUCCGUCUGGAUCGUCGCUUGGGCGAUGCUCACACUCAAUCGCAAUGCACGCGCGUUGACUCUUUUCUGGGGACUCGGACUGAGCUCACAGGUUUUCGUCACGCCGUUCCUCAAAGAAGGGCACGGCUCGCUCGGAUUCUGGAUCUAUUGGCUCAACCACCUCCAGAUCGUCGGGGUGGGUCUGUACGAUGUCGUCGCGCUGGGAUAUCGACCAAACAUGAAGGACUUCGUGUUCGCGACACUCACCGGGAUCGGGUUCGGGGUGCUGGUGUUCUUCCUGAACAUCUUCCUCGGCACCAACUACGCGUAUCUUGGAUCGGGACAGCAUCCAGGAGAUUCCGUCAUCGAUCUGCUCGGGCCGUAUCCAUGGCGAGCGUUGUUCCUGAUCCUCGGCUGCGCGGUGGUCUUUGUUGCGAUCUACGGAUUCUCAGCAGGCGCCAUGGCGCUGCGGACCAAAACGAUCACUGAUCGCUACACUGGAUCCAUGGUUGUUCUCCUGCUCAUCAUGAGUGCACUCGCGGCGAUGAUCUCUCUUGCAGGGACAUUCGCAGCGCUGCGUGUGAGCCAACGCAUCGGUGCUCUGGACACCGCACCGAUGGAAGGACAGAUCAAGCACGAUCAACGACCAAUCCCCAACACUGGAGGGAUCGGUAUUGUCCUUGGAAUCUGGCUGCCGAUCCUCAUCGGAUUGAUUGGUGUGUCGGUCUUGGACGCAUCCUCAUUCUACGGCGUGCUUGAACCAAUCCAGUCUGUGUGGACUGAACUGCAAGAACGCGUCAAGCUCGGAUGGGGACUGCUUGGGUGCGUGCUGCUGCUGCACAUCUUGGGACUGAUCGACGAUCGACGACCGAUGGGACCACUCUCCAAGCUGAUCAUCAUGCUUGCGCCGGCGGUGGUGUUUUCAGUCUUCUUCGACACUCGACUCCUCACAAUGCUCGAUGCAUAUGUUGGUGGAAGUUGGCUGAGCAUCAUGCUCACAAUCAUCUGGAUCGUCGCAAUCACCAACGCGAUGAACUUCAUCGACAACAUGGACGGGCUCAGCGCCGGAAUCGCAACCAUCGCAGGAGCGAUGUUCCUCGUCGCGGCGAUUCUCAAUGCGCAAUGGUUUAUCGGCGUGAUUCUUGCGCUGCUCGUGGGAGGAUGCUUGGGGUUCCUCGUGUUCAACUUCCCUCCAGCGAAGAUCUUUAUGGGUGAUGGCGGGUCGCUUGUCAUCGGAUUCAUCCUCGCGAUCACGACUGUUCGGACAACCUACAUCCCCGAAGAAGCAACAGGAUCUCCCAAGGAAAAAGUCCAUUUGUUGGAGAUUUACAACACUUUUCUCAUCGAUUGCGCGACCGAGGACUCGGGAAUCGAGGUUGUGCUGAUCCUAGGUGCGAUCGCAUUGUUCGAAUAUCGAUCCCCGAUCCAAUCACGCGGGGGCUCUGAUGACUGCAUGACCGAAGCCUCAACAUUUGGCGCGAUGAUCACCAUCUUGGUCGCCGCUCGCUCGUUCUUGUCAAACAAUCAGGACUGGGUUCGGAUCGCAACACCAUCCGUGAUCGGGCUUGGGGUAUACAUGCUCAUCUACGGCUUCCAUCAGGUGUACAUCCAACACCCCUUGACUGUCGAACUGUACGAAAACAACAAAGAAUCGUUCCUCAACGCACGCGGCUGGAGCGAUGGAUCCUUUGAAGUUCUGAGUUACGAACGCCGAUUGAAUCAACCAGAACCGACAGGAUGGUUCGGUCUUGCAAAUGUCUACGCGAGCUUUCUCGCGUCAUUUGGUGUCACGAUGGUCAUGUUGACCUUGUGCUCGCUCAAGAGAUCAUGGUGGAUGAUCUCGGGAUUGAUCACCGUCGCGUUUCUUGUGUUGCUGGUGAUUUCAAAGUCCAAAGGCGCGAUCGGUGCCGCGGGUUUGGGAUUCGUGGUCAUUCAGUAUGCGUUGGUUCGCAAGCAAGGUCGAUUCUCUCGCGUCGGGACCGCCACUUUCGGUGCGAGCAUCCUCCUCAUGCUCGGAGUGCUGGGUGGUGCGCUGAUGGGGCAGCUCUCAUUGCUGUUUCGUGGUCAAUAUAUGGUUGGCGCUUUGCGGAUCUUCGAGCACCACCCGAUCUUUGGGGUAGGACCGGGAUUGUUCCAAGACGCGUACAUGGUGCACAAACCAUCGACCAGUCCUGAAGAUGUGACGAGCGCUCACAAUCUGCUCUUUGAUCUGAUCGCACAACUCGGGAUCAGUGGGGUCGCGUUCGUGCUGCUGCUGAUAGUCAUCGUGCUCUCUGCGUUGCUACCCAAUCAAGAAGACAGCGAGCAGGAUUCAAUCCCUACGCGCGUGCGUGUCCGCAUUAUCGCUUUGAUUUCACUUAUCGCGGGUGUGGUGUCAAUCCGUCUGCAAACCGGCGCAAUCGAUCUUGAGAUCAUGCUGGUUCUCCUGAUCGGAUUGGGACUUUGGAUUGUCAUCAGCUGUGUGCUCAGCGCCCUGAGCAGCGCUCGGGCGCUGCGACUUUCGAUGCUCGCGUGCUCCAUUGUGCUGAUCUUGCAUGCACUCUUUGACCUCACUCCGGUCUGGAUUGUCAGCGCCCCACUCUUCGGGAUGUGCGUUGGGUUGGGAAUGAGCACACAGAAACUCACAGCCCUCACACCACAACGAUUCGAUGUCAUCCAAUCGCCGAUGAUCGUUUCAUCGCUUGUCGCGAUCAUCCUGACACUGCUUGGUGGAUUAAGAUUCAUUGAACGCGAUCGGGCGCUCAUGAACCUUGCUCUUCCUGCUCAACAGAUCGCUUCGAUCAAAGCAUCCAUGGCAAACGCCGAACCGAUUCAAUCAAUCGCUGACGAUCUAUCACAGCUCACAAACACACGCGUACCGGCGGAUCCUCGCUUAAUCAGUGACACACUCCGAUUGAUCGAAAUCAAUGAGCGAGUCCACGCCGCUCAGGUGCUCAUGCAGAUGCCACUCGAUCAUGAUCCGACCCUCACGAUCGCGGCUCUGGAGCACAGCAUGAAAGCCGCGAUGUCGCUCGAUGCGAUCGGAGAAUCUGGGAGCGGUCCGCUUUGGGAUUGGGUCCAAGAGCAAGCUCAUCGCAUUUCGAGCCGCGGCGGGACCUUCGCGGAACUGAAAUGGGCCGGAGAUUCACUGCUCAGUGUUGCGGAUGUGGAUCCUGCUCAAGGCAGUAAACUCCAGGCAAACGCUCUUGAAGUUUGGAUACGAGCGGACGCAUUGAAUCCACAUGAUCCCAAGCACGCCGUCCGUGUGAUGGAUCUGCUCAUUGAGCUCAAUCGUCCCUCUGAGGCUCAAAAAUGGGCUCAUGAAGCGCUCGAGCGGUCCGAUCGCAUGAAGCUUGAUCCGCUCAAGCAGCUCAACACGGACACGAAAUCCAGAGUGCGGUCCUACGCCUUGUCCGACUGA